GCCAACCACCUCGGUAGCUUGCUAGCCAACAUAGCCGAACGAUUCAAGCUAUUUAUACGCUUUCGGUCUAUAUUAGCUACUCUGUUUGAGACACACUUCUGUCGUAUCUACUUGUUAACCUAUUUAAUUUAAUAUUACGUUAUUUUUAUUAGUCAGCUAUAGUAGCUGGCUGGUUAAGUUAGCACUAGCCUAGUCGCUAAUGAUAGCUAGCUAGCUAACAUCCCCGAACAUGACCUCCCUAAACUACUCCCCUCCUGUUAAAGAAGAGGCGGUCUGCUGGACGGAGAAAGAGGCUCUGGGGCUGAACAUUGUCGUGAAAGAGGAGAAGGAAGAAGAGGAUGUUACAGUAAAACAAGAAGUAGAGAGUGAGGCUGUUACAGUGAAAGAAGAAGAGAAAGACGUUUCAGUGAAAGAAGAGAAAGAGGAGGAUGCAGUUUUUGGAGUGAAGAAGGAAGGGGAGAUUACUGUCACAUUGAAAGAUGAAGAGGAGGAGAUAGGAGAUCUGAUUAACACCAGAGAGAGACGGGACUAUCGUGGAUCCUCUGGGGAGCCUCAACAACCUCAUGAUGCUGAAGAGGCAGAGAAGAGUCUCUCCACAUCAGAACACCUCAAGAAACACCCGCAGAGAUCCACAGGGAAGAGAACUCACUGCUGCUCUGACUGUGGGAUAAGAUUCACCUCAUCAGGCCUUAAAAUUCAUCAGAGAACACACACAGGAGAGAAACCUUAUAGCUGUGAUCAAUGUGGGAAGAGUUUUGGUCAAUCUUGCCAUCUGACUCAACACCAGAGAAUACACACAGGAGAGAAACCUUAUAGCUGUGAUCAAUGUGGGAAGAGUUUUGGUAGAUCUUGCCAUCUGACUCAACACCAGAGAAUACACACAGGAGAGAAAUCUUACAGCUGUGAUCAAUGUGGGAAGAGUUUUACUACAUCUGGCCAUCUGACUCUACACCAGAGAACACACACAGGAGAGAAACCCUAUAGCUGUGUUCAAUGUGGGAAGAGUUUUGGUCAAACUUGCCAGCUGACAUUACACCAGAGAACACACACAGGAGAGAAAUCUUACAGCUGUGAUCAAUGUGGGAAGAGUUUUAUUACAUCUGGCUCUCUGACUCUACACCAGAGAACACACACAGGAGAGAAAUCUUUUAGCUGUGUUCAAUGUGGGAAGAGUUUUGGUCAAUCUUGCCAUCUGACUCAACAUCAGAGAAUUCACUCAGGAGAGAAACCUUAUAGCUGUGAUCAAUGUGGGAAGAGUUUUGGUCAAUCUGGCCAGCUUACUCAACACCAGAGAAUACACACAGGAGAGAAACCUUAUAGCUGUGAUCAAUGUGGGAAGAGUUUUGGUCAAUCUGGAGAUCUGACAGUGCACCAGAGAACACACACAGGAGAGAAACCUUAUAGCUGUGAUCAAUGUGGGAAGAGUUUUGGUCAAUCUGGCCAGCUUACUCAACACCAGAGAAUACACACAGGAGAAAAACCUCAUAGCUGUGAUCAGUGUGACAAGAGAUACUCUGACAAAAGAUCUCUGAUCAAUCAUCAGAAAAUACAUACAUGAAGGAGUUAUUUUGUUAUAUCAAUAAAUUAUGUCACAAUGUAGAAUGUUUAUACAUUGUAGUAGGAGUAUUUUAAUGAUGUCACAAUGUAGAACCCUAAACGUUUGUCCCCUGUCCUAUUGAUUUCAACAUGAUAUGGAUAUUAGCCUCAGGGGGAAAAUCCAGGCCCUGAAUUGGAAGAGUACUAUUAAUGAGUUAACAAAAAAUGACUAACAUCAAAGGAGUUGUGUUACACUUACCAUGUUGGUGACCCACUUGAAUAAAAGUGCAACACUUCAAAAUGUAGCUAGCUGUUUUCUACAAAUUGUCCUCUAACCAGUGAUGUACACAUUACUCCCAGAUUCCGUGUGGUUUUUGAGCUGUUAGUUUUAACAGGACGUGCAACCUCAUCUCCCUCUCGGCACAAUUGAUUUUAGCAGGAUAUCAAUGAGUUAUGACAAAUAAGUGUUGCGUUCCUUUGUUUAGUGACCCCUAAAUUUAAAUGCAUCACUCCAAAAUGUAGCUGACUAUUCUGCAGGUUGUCCUCUAACCAGUGAGGUAAAUGAUAUCUCCCAUUUCCGUGUGUUUUUUUAGUUGUGUUCGUUUCAACAUCAUGUACAACCUGAUUUCCCCCUAAUCGAUAUCAGUGAUUUAUUGCUACUUGUCAAAACAACAGGGUUUUUGCUGCUUGUGCAGUUUAUAAGGUGCUUGUUUUAAAAAAUAGAUAUGAUUAUUGUGGCAGAUGUUUGUGUAUAUAGCACAUUUUACUUUUAGGUUUUGAAUAUAUCACAAACUGUUUCUGCAUAUUGGUUAUUUGGACACGUUAAAACUGUGUUUUGACAUUGGGGCUAUCCCACCUAGCAAAAUGUCAUUGAAAAUAAGACUAUGCCCAAAGUCCAAUAUACUUUAGGUUGUAUUUGAAAGUGAAAGUUGAAAAGAUGUAUUUUGUCAGUGUCUUGAAAUCGACUUAAUUUCAACAUACUUGCAGCCUAUACACAUGGACGCAGUAUGAUAAAUUGGUUUAUAAUCAAUUUUAUUAACAAUACUACAUCACUCCAGCAUUUCUUUACAACAUCCAAAUGCUAAUUGUCUUUAUUCCACUACUGAAGAAGCAUGACUCAUAUCACCUCAUAUUUCAAACAUUCAGCCUGACAAAAGAUACAUGUUUUAUUAUUCCAUGCCUCACCGUUAAGGUAAUUAUUGCCAAUACAUAUUAACAAAGGGGUAUAUAUUUGCUUUUGAUAUUUCAUAUUUACAAUUUAUGUAACAAUUCAUGUAACAUUUAGUCAUAAUUAUUUAUGAAACAAACUGACAAUUUUUGGGUACAAUUAUAUUGAAAUUGUUAUCCUGCUUUUAGAAUAUCAGGGUUCAUUCUCAGAUGUACCAACCCAAAUGCAUGACAUUGGGGACUGGGCCCGAUCCAACAACAUGCCUAUCGAGUGAACCCUGAAAAGAGAGAGAGAAGUAAGGUGGAAAGUUACCACGGAUAUUGGGAUUUCGCAGGAGUUUGCUCUUGAAAUCAGACAUGACUAAUACAAUUAGAUUUUAGUUUCU
Salvelinus fontinalis (brook trout) is the source of this 3089-nucleotide messenger RNA. RefSeq names its product zinc finger protein OZF-like. NCBI's taxonomy places the organism in Eukaryota, Metazoa, Chordata, Actinopteri, Salmoniformes, Salmonidae. The record is from RefSeq and is a predicted model, not a curated record. Gene Ontology annotation, biological process: regulation of transcription by RNA polymerase II. Gene Ontology annotation, molecular function: RNA polymerase II cis-regulatory region sequence-specific DNA binding; DNA-binding transcription factor activity. The coding region runs from base 230 to 1558 and encodes 442 amino acids. The transcript has 2 exons.